This is a messenger RNA of Mya arenaria, 351 nucleotides long. Its product is annotated as ring-infected erythrocyte surface antigen-like. The record is from RefSeq and is a predicted model, not a curated record. Lineage: Eukaryota; Metazoa; Mollusca; Bivalvia; Myida; Myidae. The transcript has a single exon. The coding region runs from base 1 to 351 and encodes 116 amino acids.
AUGGCAAGCACCUUCCAUGACCUUAUGAGAAACAUCUACCAUGACAUCAUGACAAACAUCUAUCAUGACAUUAUGACAAACAUCUAUCAUGACAUUAUGACAAACAUCUACCAUGACAUCAUGACAAACAUCUACCAUGACAUCAUGACAAGCAUCUAUCAUGACAUCGUGACAAACAUCUAUCAUGAUAUCAUGACAAACAUCUACCAUGACAAUAUGACAAGCAUCUACCAUGACAUUAUGACAAGCAUCUACAAUGACAUCAUGACAAGCAUCUACAAUGACAUCAUGUCAAGCAUCUAUCAUGACAUCAUGACAAGCAUCUACAAAGACAUCAUGACAAACAUCUAA